AUGAUAAUAAACUAAGGCACUAACAAAGUCUAGACAAUUAAUAAGAAAAUACAGAAGAAGUAAUUGGUAAAGGAAACAAAAAAGGUUGAAGUUGAAAAUGAGGAAGAAGUGCCCUAAGAAUAAUCUGAAUCGGAAGAAAAGGUCAGAAUUUCCAAUAUAGAUCAAUUGGAAGAACAACCAGAAUAAAAUAAGAAUGUUAACACAGCCAUUUUGUCUGAUAAGAAAUUUACUGAUUUCGCACUUUGUGAACCAUCAAAGAAAGCAUUAGAAAAGAUGAACUUUACAAAAAUGACCCACAUUCAAGCUAGAGCAAUACCACAUUUAUUAAAAGGUAGAGAUGUUUUAGGAGCUGCAAAGACUGGCUCAGGCAAAACCUUGGCUUUCUUGGUACCAGCCUUAGAGCUUUUAUAUAAAAAUUAAUUUUAAUAAAAAAAUGGAACUGGUAUCAUUGUGCUCACUCCAACAAGAGAACUGGCCUAAUAAAUAUUUGAUGUUGCUAAGGAUCUCUUAUUCUAUCAUUAAAAAACUCUAGGAUUACUUAUUGGAGGUGCUAAUAGAAAAGAAGAAGCUAUUCGAUUGUAAAAAGGAGUCAACAUUCUAAUUGCUACUCCUGGUAGAUUGUUGGAUCACUUAUAGAAUACUAAAGGAUUUAUUUAUCAUAAUUUAUAAUGUUUGAUAAUAGAUGAAGCAGAUCAACUAUUGAAGAUUGGUUAUGAAGAAGAAAUGAAUGAAAUUCUUAAUUUAUUACCAAGUGAAAGAUAAACUGUAUUAUUUUCAGCAACUCAGACCAAAAAGGUUGAUGAUUUAGCUAGAUUAUCACUCAAUCAACCCAUAUACAUUGGAGUUGAUGAUAUUGCAUAGGAGGCUACUGUGAGUGGUUUAGAAUAAGGCUAUGUCAUUGUUGAAGCAGACAAGAAGUUUUUGCUGUUAUUCACAUUCUUAUAACUUAAUUCAGAUAAAAAGAUCAUGGUUUUCAUGUCAUCAUGCAACUCAGUCAAAUUUCAUGCCGAGUUAUUGAAUUUUGUUGAUAUGCCUGUUCUUGAUAUUCAUGGAAAGUAAAAGUAAAGUAAAAGAACAAAUACAUAUUAUGAAUUCUGUAAUGCAAAGAAAGGAGUUCUCGUAUGCACUGAUGUUGCAGCUAGAGGUUUGGAUAUUCCAGAAGUCCAUUGGAUUAUAUAAUAUGAUCCUCCUGAUGACACAAAAGAAUACAUCCACAGAGUUGGUAGAACUUGCAGAGGACUUAAUUCUUCAGGAAAGGCAUUGAUAUUUUUACUACCAGAAGAAAAAGGUUAUUUGGGUCACUUAAAAUUGGCCAAGGUCGUAAUGAAUGAAUUUGAGUUUCCUUCAGAGAAACUAGCAAAUAUAUAAGAAUAAUUUGAAAAACUCAUAGAGAAGAACUACUUUCUUAAUAAAAGUGCUUUCGAAGCUUAUAGAUCAUAUUUACAUUCUUAUCAAUCCCAUAGUCUCAAAGAUGUUUAUGAUGUUAACAAUUUAGACCUUGUUAAAGUCUCCAAAUCAUUUGGUUUUAAAUGCCCACCCAGAGUGUCAUUAAAUAUUAAGAUUGCAAGUUCAACAAAGCGUAAAUAGAAGGUUCAAUCUUUUAUGAAUAAGAAGAAACCAGGAUAAUGGAAUAAAAAGUAGCAAUCGGAUGGAAGAUAAUUUAUGAGAUGA
Molecule: messenger RNA, 1671 nt
Organism: Paramecium tetraurelia
Lineage: Eukaryota; Ciliophora; Oligohymenophorea; Peniculida; Parameciidae
Exons: 3
Biological process (GO): maturation of LSU-rRNA from tricistronic rRNA transcript (SSU-rRNA, 5.8S rRNA, LSU-rRNA)
Cellular component (GO): nucleolus
Molecular function (GO): nucleic acid binding; ATP binding; RNA helicase activity
Source: RefSeq, a predicted model, not a curated record